Messenger RNA from Suillus paluster, 1308 nucleotides. Its product is annotated as ribonuclease H2, subunit B. The record is from RefSeq and is a predicted model, not a curated record. Gene Ontology annotation, cellular component: nucleoplasm; ribonuclease H2 complex. Bases 94 to 1164 code for a protein of 356 amino acids. NCBI's taxonomy places the organism in Eukaryota, Fungi, Basidiomycota, Agaricomycetes, Boletales, Suillaceae. Gene Ontology annotation, biological process: ribonucleotide metabolic process; RNA catabolic process. The transcript has 8 exons.
UGACUCAAUCGACUACUUGCCUACAGCUUUAUACCAGCAAGUAAUACAUAUACCCGGGUCUGACCAGUACAUACGAAGGCUCGUUCACAAAUCAUGUCAACUCAUCUUGCGAUACUGCCACUUGACAUUAUUGGCACACUGACCACGCGGUUAAAUCAAGAAAACCGCCAUCCUGACUAUGCAACCCGAUUUUUAAGACUUCCACACCCACGUACAGGUCUCUCAUCGUUAUUUCUUCUUCAUGAUCAACAUUCACAGGAUGAUCCCACGAAGACGAGUUCGAUAUUAGAGGUGCAAGCGAUAUCCCCGACAAAUGCAAGGACCUGGUUCGUAGGAGAGGAAGUCGUCGCUGAUGGAAAACUUAUGGUGAUGACGCCCAUGGACCCCAUGUUCUUGCUCAUGAAUCUUUUGCGCGUUCCACAAGCGCGCGACGGCUCGAAAGGCAACUUCCGACCCAUGCCAGACAUUAUAGAAGAAAUCGCUGCGACGAUUUCUGAUGUGUCCGAGAAAGACGCUCAGAAAGACCCAUCAUUAAAAGUCUCCGCAGACGACGUUAUUUCUUUUCUGUCUUUGGAUUUUGUCCAGUCCUCUAUAAAGCGUGUCUGUGACGUCAAGGUUAUAACGGAGGAGAUUACCGUAUAUAGAUACUCCCAUGAUAUUGUGCUGGAAAAUCUCAAAGGGAAAGUGGGACGCUUAUCCGACCCCAGGGUCGCGGAGAUGUCUCGCACUCUGGUACGGAACCUGGCGAAGGAUGGCCUUAUGGAUGAUGGAAAAGAGGAACUGCUUGAAUCGGGACGGAUCAAGUUGGCCUGCGAACUACUAUCACAAUACCUCCCCCGGGACAUAUUGCAAGACUUGAUUGCGUCUUAUGACUUCUCCAAACUGGAUGCCCAUUUGAAAACAGUCAGGGAUGAAGAACUUGCCUUACUCGCUGCUGCUCCCGACACCGGGAAGAGAACUAAGGCUGCGAAAGCUGGUACAGCUGGCAAUGGAAAUCAGAAGAAGAAAAAAGACGUCAGAGUUGCGGAUGCUGUUGCAACUGACGAUGGAGAUAAGAAGAGGAAAAAAGACGCCAAGUCGUCACACGGCGUAGAAAAGCUGAAGAAGGUCAAUGUGGCAGGAAUGUCGAAGUUGUCCACAUUUUUCACGAAGAAAGCUGCAUAAUUUCAUCUUCGAGUCAUGCAUCUCAUGCUUGACGACCCGGCGCUGUGGCCAUCUGGCAGGCACAUUUGGUCAUCCUGUUAGCUCAGGAAGAUAAGAGGUUAUUCCUCUGAUCUCAUGACCUCCCAUGCAGACUCCGCAAUCACA